Molecule: messenger RNA, 4511 nt
Organism: Gasterosteus aculeatus aculeatus (three-spined stickleback)
Lineage: Eukaryota; Metazoa; Chordata; Actinopteri; Perciformes; Gasterosteidae
Product: SUN domain-containing ossification factor
Biological process (GO): regulation of bone remodeling; protein folding in endoplasmic reticulum
Cellular component (GO): membrane; cytoplasm
Source: RefSeq, a predicted model, not a curated record
GACGGUUGAGUCGCCCGCUGAUACGCACCGACAAUCGGCAUAGGCAACAGCAGGUUGUGUGUAUGUGUGACAGUUGUUAGCAUCACACUUCACCGGAGAAGCGGCUAGCGUUAUCUAAGUUAAGUCAACAGGAAGUGGCGGGUGAAUUUAUAUCCUACACAACUCCGGAGUGCGCUCGCCCGCAGCGGGAGACAAACCCCAUUUCCGAGUAACGUCACAGCGAGGAUGUCCGUCCCGGCCGGAGAGGGAUGAAGAUGAAACCGCAGUUGUGGCGAGUUGUGUCAGUGUGGCUGUGUGUGACUGUACUCUGUUGGUGCUUUUGUUAUGUCGGUUGCACAGAGUCGCUCCAAGAGGCCCAGAGGACAGUGUCCUCACAGGACGUCGGUUCGGAGGAAGAGUCGGGGGAAAAGAGUCGUCAUCACAAGGUUGAGGAAAACGGUGUCCUAGCGGCCCACGCCUUAUCUGAAAAUGAGCAGUUCAUUGAGAGGCAUUGGCAAGUAGAGGAGCAGAAAACACAAGAAGUGGAUGAGGAUAAAAAUCAAUACAUAGAGGCCUUUGAAGUAGAGGAGCCAGCUGGAGAGGAAGAGUUGGAGACAGACAAAGACAUUUCACAACCUGAGCCGGAACAUGAGCAAAGCUCUGAAAAUCAACAUCCUGAGACCUCCAUCACUGCAGACGAGGACUCUGCCUCCCUGCUGCCUUCCUCCCACCCGGCAUCUGAAUUUGUUGCUGUGCUUGAAGACGACUCAAACCCCCAUAAUCCUCAAGACAACAUCCCUGAUAGAGUUUCAUAUGAUGCAGCUGAACCCGAGGUCAUCGACUCCGACCUGCCUCCAGCACACUGUGAAGAAGAAGAGAAUAACCCAUAUGACGUUGACAGUCCUCCAAUUGUUCUGGAGAACACGUCCAAUGUUCACACUGCAGGCACCAAAACCGAGAGUGACCCAACUCCGACUUCUCCGACUGGUCACAGCACAAAACAUCUAGAGGCCAACGCAUCAUACGCGCCACAAGAGAAGGACACCAGGUCCCUCGUCACCAAAGGCCCAGAUACCAGUGUGAGCACCAAAGACCCCGAGGACAUCCCCACUUUUGAUGAGUGGACGCGGAAGAUGAUGGAGGUCGAGAAUGAGAAGACUCAGUCAACUCACACUUCUAACAAUGUGGCUCCUCCCUUGGUGAAGAAGGUACAGAAGAACUUCAAUAACUACGCUUCAGUGGAGUGCGGAGCCAAGAUCCUUGGUUCUAACCCAGAGGCGAAGAGCACUUCGGCCAUUUUGAUGGAGAACAUGGACAUGUACAUGCUAAACCCCUGCAGUAAUAAAAUCUGGUUCAUCAUCGAGCUCUGUGAGCCCAUCCAGGUGAAGCAGCUGGACAUCGCUAACUUUGAGCUCUUCUCCUCCACCCCCAAAGACUUUCUCGUCUCCAUCAGUGACAGAUACCCGACAAACAAGUGGCUAAAGCUGGGAACCUUUCACGGCCGGGAUGAACGCACAGUCCAGAGCUUCCCAUUGGAUGAGCAUCUUUAUGCUAAAUAUGUGAAGAUGUUCACCAAGUACAUAAAGGUGGAGCUGCUCUCUCACUUUGGCUCUGAACAUUUCUGUCCCCUGAGUCUCAUAAGGGUGUUCGGCACAAGCAUGGUUGAAGAGUACGAGGAGAUCGCUGAUCCCGCAGAAAGACCAGAUGAUCAGGACGAUGACUUGGAUUAUCCUCCUGGAUACGCACCCGGUGAGGACCGGUUAUCCAACAACCUGAUUGGAUCAGCAAAAGAUGUGAUUCUGAACAUGGUCAAUAACAUCGCUGUCAAUGUUCUCGGUGGAGGCUCAGAGAUCCCAGGUAACCUUUCGUCACCGGGCGUGAACGUGACUGAGCCAUCAGCCCAACUUGAAACCAGCUCUCCAGCUUCCAAUAGAGACCUCACCUCGGGUUCAGACUCCGAAGUUGAAGAGGUUUUUCCAGACCCCAGUACCCUCACAACUGAAGUCCGAUCCUUAGAGACCUCUGUGUCAGAGACCUCCACAGCCGAUACGAGCAAACAAGAGCUCCCCCGAGUGAAAGGAGACAUUGUCAUUCCUCUAGACAGAGAGGAGGAAGAAUCAAUCGGCUCUACAAUCACCCUUUUGGAAAAGGAGGAGUUUGAUGGAGAGAAAGAGACCCGGGAUCAGCAUGAGCAACGACUACAAAUCCAGAAGUACUGUCCACAGCUCUCUUCCCUUUCUUGCUGUUGCGCCGCUUCCCUCCAGGAGUAUCUCCAUCAGCAGUGUUCGACCCUGCUGUCCAAAAAAAGGAAAUGCCAAGCCAUGAAGGGAAAGCAAGUCAUUAUUCCCAUUCUAACCCCCACGUGCCAUAUAUCCCUGUCUCCCUCUGCCUGCACUGCACCUCGGCAGCAUUACAGCGAGGUACAUCGGCCCCGUGAUCAAGAGCAAGCCUCUGAACAGGAAACAAAGAGUGAAGCCAGACCGUCGGAAACGCCUCCUCCUCCUCCAGGGGGCCCGGUACAAUCUCACACAGAGUCUCCGUCUGAACCUCCUCUGCUGGAGCCCAGUCAAACCUCGAACCUCCCCCGACCCAGUGCCACCGACUCAUCCUCUGCCAAACCCGCCCCUAUUAUGGAGACACCACAGCUGUCUGCUGAGGAGCCAAAGCCGGAAAAGAGCCAGGACGUGCUGGCAGAAGACGCGCACGUGGAGCCCUCAGCCUCCCUCAGUAGCUCCGUAAAUGUUAACCCCGAGGUCAGUGCAGCCGUGGACGAUGCCGCCGUGGCACAGAAAGAGAACUCCGACACAGACGCCUCUAAACAAGAGACAAAAGCCUCAAUCCACAGCCCAGAUAAAACGGAUGAAUACCCAGUCCUCCAUCCCACCGCCUCCCCCCAAUCAGAACCUCACCCUGACCCGCCAGCCGUACCCGAAAGCAGCACUCCCUCCCCCGACGUGUCCCACCCCGAUGCAGACACCCCCACAGAGCUUGAGCCCUCGCCCGUCACGGAAACUAAAACGGAUUUUGCGGAAGACGGCUCUACGUCGGCGGCGGCAAGCCCUCCCCCGUCCCUGACGGACGUCUACGCGGAGGCCCCCAACGGCACGGAGCCCAACGGGAACACGGUGCACGGCUCCAGCCAAAAGGAGUCGGUGUUCAUGAGACUCAACAACCGCAUCAAGGCGCUGGAGAUGAACAUGUCACUCAGCGGACGCUACCUGGAGCAGCUAAGCCAGAGGUAUCGAAAGCAGAUGGAGGAGAUGCAGAAGGCGUUCAACAAAACCAUCAUUAAACUCCAGAACACGUCCACGAUAGCAGAGGAACAGGACCAGCGUCAGACGGAGUCCAUUCAGUUGCUGCAGGGCCAGCUGCAGAACUUGACCCAGCUGGUUGUCAACCUGUCGGUCAGAGUCAGCCAGCUGCAGGAUGAGGUGUCCGACAGGCAGAAUUACCUGCUGCUGUCUCUGGCGCUGUGUCUGUGUCUCGGCCUGCUGCUCUGUGCAAACCACCGCCGCGUCCCCACCGGUCCCCCAACCACCGAACCGGAGCCGCCCACACCCAAGAGCUACACCUACUGCUGUCCUGAAAGGCACUUCACUUCCUGUGAUGAGACGGGCCUGAAGAGGAGUGCAUCCUACCCACUCAUACACUCACUUGGCACCAGCGAAGGCCCAGAAAUGCUGCAGGCCGAGGAGACGCAGAGUCUCUGUCCGGCUAACAGAAAGAGGAGACGGCGUAAGAUGAAAGCCAAUGAGAAAGUGGAGACUCUGAAACCCUCUUUUCAUGGCGCUGCAGAGCUGUGUAACGGAGCGGCUUUAUGUAACGGUGUACCUGUCACCACAAACCCCGCCCCCUUCGCCAAACGGUUGCUUCAGCCUCUGUUAAGAGACUCGCCGUCGGAGGGCAGCUCCGAGGGGUCCUCGCAUUCAGACGACCCUUCUUUCUGUGGCAUCGCCACAGCGUGCAACCGAAUCUGUGAUGGGCUCCCUCGACCAAAGACCCGGGCGGAGAAACGGGCGUUUAGACGCAGGCGUCCAGAGCCCAGUUACGUGGGGUUGGACUUGCUUCAGGUCCCGCGAAGGGACAGGAGAGAGCAAAUACGCAUCUCCAGCAUACAGGACAUCAUGAACAGAAAGAAUGAGCCGGGCUCUGGGACGUUUGGGGUAAACGUUGCCCUCUAAGGUCCUGUUUGACAGGACCUUUUUCCCUCCUCACUGACUGCUUAACUCUUUCCCAAAAGAGAUGGAUGUUAUUUCUGUGGCCACUGGCAGUUUUAGGCUUUGAUAUGAGACAAUCCCUUCACUCUCACUUUUAUGUUUUGUUUGUGUUCUCAGUUUAUAUUUGUCAUACUUUAAAUCAAAGAAAUGUCUUCCCAGCUUUCCAUUAAAUAUUUAAAGUUUUGUUUUUGAAAGAUUUACUGUGACUAUUGAGUCUACACGUGAACAACAUUGUUGAAUCAAGUUAUGUGGUCGACACACUGAACAUCCAGCUUUAACGGCACACCUUUUUAUUUAAUAAAAUUCCAGGUCUGA